CAGCACCAGCUUUUUUAUAGGACACCUUCUCCUUCUCUAACAGCAGAUUCGUCAAAAUACGUCCAAGCAAGGAAACCUAGAAGGGCGUCUGGCCAGGAUAAAGUCUAAGCCAAGGCGGGCCUCUCGUCGCGUCCCCGCCUUGGAGUUUCCUGUGGCGUGAGCGGCCCGGGCAUCCGUGUCGAAAGUGCGGUGGCGGAACAGGCGCGUAGGCGAAGAGCGGCGCAGGCGCAGACGCGCGGGCGGGAAGAUGGCGGCUGGGUUCAAAACUGUGGAACCUCUGGAGUAUUACAGGAGAUUUCUGAAAGAGAACUGCCGUCCUGAUGGAAGAGAACUUGGUGAAUUCAGAACCACAACUGUCAACAUAGGUUCAAUUAGUACUGCAGACGGUUCUGCUUUAGUGAAGUUGGGAAACACUACAGUAAUCUGUGGAGUUAAAGCGGAAUUUGCAGCACCACCAACAGAUGCCCCUGAUAAAGGAUAUGUUGUUCCUAAUGUGGAUCUACCACCCCUGUGUUCAUCGAGAUUCCGGUCUGGACCUCCUGGAGAAGAAGCCCAAGUGGCUAGCCAGUUCAUUGCAGAUGUCAUUGAAAAUUCACAGAUAAUUCAGAAAGAGGACUUAUGCAUUUCUCCAGGAAAGCUUGCCUGGGUUCUAUACUGUGAUCUCAUUUGCCUUGACUAUGAUGGAAACAUUUUGGAUGCUUGCACAUUUGCUUUGUUAGCAGCUUUAAAAAAUGUACAGUUGCCUGAAGUUACUAUAAAUGAAGAAACUGCUUUAGCAGAAGUUAAUUUAAAGAAGAAAAGUUAUUUGAAUAUUAGAACUCAUCCAGUUGCAACUUCCUUUGCUGUGUUUGAUGACACUUUGCUUAUAGUUGACCCUACUGGAGAGGAGGAACAUCUGGCAACAGGAACCUUAACAAUAGUAAUGGAUGAGGAAGGCAAGCUCUGUUGUCUUCACAAACCAGGUGGAAGCGGGCUAACUGGAGCUAAACUUCAGGACUGUAUGAGCCGAGCAGUUACAAGACACAAAGAAGUUAAAAAAUUGAUGGAUGAAGUAAUUAAGAGUAUCAAACCCAAAUAAAUGUCCACCACAUUUUCAAAACAGAUUUGUAAAAACUGUAUUUGUUAACACUGUGCACAAAUGUUUUGUACUAAAUAAAUCUCAAACUACAUUCUCCUGGAAGAUAUUUCUAGUAUUUCUUAGAUCACUUCCAUAUAUAUUAUGUAUAGUGAAACCAUUUUUAAAAAGGAAUGACUUAGGCAAACCAACCCUAGUUUGUUAAACCAUUUCCCUGUUUUUAUUUAAAAAUGAUAAGGUUGUGCUUCUGUAUAAAGUUUGUACAUCUAGCAAUGUAAAAUACUGACACAUU
This is a messenger RNA of Cebus imitator (Panamanian white-faced capuchin), 1367 nucleotides long. It is a transcript of the gene EXOSC8, whose product is annotated as exosome component 8. Gene Ontology annotation, biological process: U5 snRNA 3'-end processing; U1 snRNA 3'-end processing; nuclear mRNA surveillance. The transcript has 11 exons. Gene Ontology annotation, cellular component: nuclear exosome (RNase complex); cytoplasmic exosome (RNase complex). Bases 248 to 1078 code for a protein of 276 amino acids. The record is from RefSeq and is a predicted model, not a curated record. NCBI's taxonomy places the organism in Eukaryota, Metazoa, Chordata, Mammalia, Primates, Cebidae.